GCGAAAUAAUUCUAUUUAGCGAACAUAUAUGAGAAAAAGAGAGAGAGAGAAAGCAGAAGACUGAAACUUCAAGGAACGUUAAAGAAAAACUUUACCGAGUCCACUCAGUGACACCACCACCGCCAACAACCACAACAACAGCAACAAACUCUCUAAUUUCUGUUCAAUUUUUAAGCAUUUUAUUUUCAGGACUCCAAUUAUAUAUUAGCAGUAGGGCUUUGAAAAGGCUGUAUAAAUGGGCGAGAAUUUGAUGGAUAAAGUGAAUGCUUUCAGAGAACGACUCAAGAUUGGAGGUGCUGAGGUAGGUAGAAAGAUGACUGCAGGUAUGAGCUCGAUGAGCUUUAAGGUGAAGGAGCUUUUCCAAGGUCCAAAUCAGGCUGAUAAACUUGUUGAGGAUGCUACUGCUGAGACCCUUGAAGAGCCUGAUUGGGCUAUGAAUCUUGAUAUAUGUGAUAUAAUUAAUCAUGAAAGAGUUAAUAGUGUUGAAUUAAUUCGUGGGAUAAAGAAACGGAUUAUGAUGAAGAAUGCUAGAAUACAAUAUUUGGCUUUGGUAUUACUUGAAACAAUUGUUAAGAAUUGUGAGAAGGCUUUCUCCGAGGUUGCAGCUGAGAGGGUACUUGAUGAAAUGGUGAAGCUGAUUGAUGAUCCGCAGACUGUUGUUAAUAAUCGGAAUAAGGCUCUGAUGUUGAUUGAAUCAUGGGGGGAGUCAACUAGUGAGCUUCGUUAUUUACCUGUUUAUGAAGAAACAUAUAAGAGUUUAAGAUCGAGGGGUAUCAGGUUCCCUGGUCGUGACAACGAGAGUUUAGCACCCAUAUUUACCCCACCUCGAUCAGUUUCAGCAGCGGAAGUGGAUGCUAGUCUUGCACAGCAGAUUCAGCAUGAUAUUCCCGUGGUAAGCUUUACAGCUGAACAAACAAAGGAAGCAUUUGAUGUGGCGAGGAAUAGUAUCGAACUUCUCACAACUGUGUUGUCCUCUUCUCCCGAACAAGAUGCUCUAAAGGAUGAUUUGACAAUAACACUUGUCCAGCAAUGUCGUCAGUCACAAUCUACUGUCCAGAGAAUCAUUGAGACAGCAGGAGAUAAUGAAGCCUUGCUUUUUGAAGCUUUGAAUGUCAACGAUGAGAUCCAGAAAGUUCUCACCAAGUAUGAAGAUUUGAAGAAGCCAUCAGUGGUUUCUUCUGAGCCUGAACCUGCUAUGAUUCCUGUGGCUGUCGAGCCCGACGAGUCACCUAUCCAUGCAAAAGAAGAUGCCUUGAUUAGGAAGCCAGCGGGUUCUCGGGGUGGAGCUCAUGGAGGAAGCAAUGAUGACAUGAUGGAUGAUCUUGAUGAAAUGAUCUUCGGUAAGAAAAGUGGGGGCACAUCUGAAGGUACGCGAGAUCCAAAGAAACAGCAAUCUUCAAAGGAUGAUCUCAUAAGCUUCUGAGCUGCUUAGUCGAGAUAAUUACAUGUUUAGGAAAGAGGCCUUUGAUGUGAGGCCAGUUAGGUGUUCAACAUGAAUUGAUGUUUGAUUUUCAAAUUGGUUGGAAACUUCAUGAACAUGGCUGAUGGAUAUUAUUAGCAUCAUGACACAUACUCGCACUCUCUGCUGCCAAAUUCUGUAAUUAGUUUAUGUGUUGGAUUUGAUACAAUUGCUUGACAUGGUAUAUACCUACUUGAUGCAGCACAGACAGUUUGGUUCUUGAACUUCUCAUAAUGAAACUGAUUGCUGGUGAUGACCCAUAUUUUCUCA
This is a messenger RNA of Ricinus communis (castor bean), 1729 nucleotides long. Its product is annotated as TOM1-like protein 1. Gene Ontology annotation, biological process: protein transport to vacuole involved in ubiquitin-dependent protein catabolic process via the multivesicular body sorting pathway. Gene Ontology annotation, molecular function: ubiquitin binding; phosphatidylinositol binding. The transcript has 4 exons. Lineage: Eukaryota; Viridiplantae; Streptophyta; Magnoliopsida; Malpighiales; Euphorbiaceae. The record is from RefSeq and is a predicted model, not a curated record. The coding region runs from base 236 to 1423 and encodes 395 amino acids.